UCGGUCCAGCUGGAUUUAUUGGUAUGAAAUAAAAUAUGCCCUUUCAUCAGAGGAGCAUUGAGCCGCGGCGUGUGAGUAGGUUAUCGGCGAGGGAAGGCUGGAUACGGGGGGAAGAAACCGGGAUACGCAAACUGCGAAAACCCGUUUUAUUCUCGUCUUUGGACGAGGUUAGCUGUCAUACUUUGACCAACAUAAUCCACCAACUCUCCGACCUUUGUCGACAUGCCAGCGACAUCUUUCUGGGCAUCGAGAUGGAGGCAGGGAUGGUGUUCAGAAGAUCCCGCAGGAUUCAGGGGCGGCUGCAAAUUCUGCAGGGCGAAGUCCACAAGUUUGAACCCAAGAAAAUCAAAAUCCCGGUGUCUAACCUGGAUGAGGAGAGCAAGUGGACAGUUCAUUACACGGCUCCGUGGCACCAGCAGGAGAACGUCUUCCUACCAGGCAACAGGCCACCCUGCGUAGAAGACCUGCACCGUCAGGCCAAAGUCAACCUCAAGACCGCCCUGCGAGAAUGCGACAAGCUGAGGAAAGAUGGUUUCCGGAGCUCCCAGUACUACUCCCAGGGUCCUACCUUUUCAGACCCAAUUCAGUCCACCAGCAGCCUGCAAGAUGAUGAGGAUGAUGAAAAUGACAAGAAGUCCACAGCUUCAUCAGCGGAGGACGAAAAAUCCCAGCUCUCCAUGAGGCCCCAGACCCCGCAGGCAGGGGGCGAGGAGGGGGAGGGCUCUGAGGUUGACGGACAGGUGAUAUGGAACAAGGCCACACACCUCCCCACCCCGGAGGAGAAGAUGAGACAGGCGGCCAAGGCCGUGCCUACAGACAUAGUUGCCAUCAACGUCACAGGGGCAGUGUUUGACCGACAGGCGAGCAUCCGGCGCUCCCUCAUUAACACUGACACCGUGUCCCGCCGGCCCAAGAAGGUCAAACGCAGAAAGACUAUAUCAGGGCUGCCUGACAACGUCAACCAGGAGCUAGCGGCAAAAGGACGUGGCGGAGACCUCCGGCCGCAUUCCAUGUUCAUCCCGGGACAGUACUCCACUUUGGGCCGAGUUGGGAGUGUCAACUCAACGCUCCGACGUUCAGAGACCAGAGACUCAAGCUGCCAGACAGAAGAAGUGAAGAUUGUUCCCCCGUCCAUGAGAAGAAUUCGGGCGCAGAGAGGACAGGGAAUUGCUGCUCAGAUGGCUGGCAUUUCUGCUUCCUCCUCAACAGGAAGUAUAUCCAUCUCCAGUAGUGACAGCUCUGGGAUCUUGAUGCUGCCACAUCAGUUUAACGGAGACCCUUCCCGCUUCCACAGUCUGCCCCGACAAGGCGCCAGGGUGUCCCUCAGCGCUGAUCCCAUCUAUAGCAGCACCCCCAUCAAGUCAGAUGAGCAAACUACGCCGCAGAGGCACAUUGGAAAGCUUCAGGUUGAUGAUACAGUGGUCCACAUGAGAAAUGCCCCAAGGACAGGCAACAUGCCCAGGCCCAAGUCUCAGGAGGUGAGGGGGAUCAAGUCCAGUGAGUGGGGUGGAGGUCCAGCUUGUGUGGUUUCCCCACACGCCUCCUAUUCCACCUCACUUAUUCCUAAUGCCACCCUGUCUAGCUCCACUGAGGUCAUUGCCCUCAGCACCUCCGGUCAGCUCCCCCACUCCCCAGCCUCAGUUUAUCCCACCCGACCGCUCAGUGUGGCCUCCUCCUCCAACACUGACCCUCUGAUCUCCAGUCCGACAGUCUUUACCCACAGUUCCACCUGUCCAGCCUUGGCCACAUCUACCCCCACUCAUACAUCACAGGACGGCGGUCUGGUCGUUGCAGCACCCGCUAGCGAGUCAGGGCACUCAGACAGCAGCGUACACAGCCACAGCACCUUGGCCCCCACACCUCCAUCCUGUCUGCCAGAGGAGCAGUGGAUCUACGACACGCCAGAAAACGCGGUGGUCCCUCACCGCACUCUGACCUCCAGCUGCUCCACUCCUAUCAACCAGCUGUAUAACAGCCUGGAUCUCUCCUCCAGGACCACUACUGAUUCCAGCUCUCUCUAUUCCCAGGACAACGAUGGAUAUUACACCUCCAUGCACCUGGACUCCGGCCUGCGCUCUCGCAGCCAUGGCAGUGGGCACGGGGCAGCGGCUGGACGGGCCACCAGGCACAGCAUGUACGAGUGCCGCGAGAUGACCAAUCAGGAAGACUCUGGAAGCUUGUACAGUGAUCGCUCUCUAUCCCGCAGCAUCUCCCUUCGCAAGGCCAAGAAGCCUCCGCUACCCCCAGCCCGUACAGACUCUCUUAGACGCAAGCCUGCUGCGAAAAAGCCCCUCGGAGGCGUUAGUGCCAUCAGUGGUACUAGCGAACCAAGCAGCGCCAUGCUUAAUGAGACUCUAAUUGCCAGUUUGCAGCAGAGCCUACAAAUGGGGCUGAGGGGAGGUAAAGGAAAGGGCGCCUCACCGUCUUCACCCUCUCACAGCCCGAGCAGCGACUACGAUGACCCUUGGGUGCUACGGCCACGCAGUCAGAGUAGCAUCAGUGCGGGAAGCUCUGCAGCAUCACUAGUUGCUAACGCAAACUGUGGCGGCGUGUCUAACGUAUACUCGCUAUGCCAUGUGACACCAGCUCACAGUGACACCAGCAGCUUGCGUUCAGACUAUGCUGAUUCCUGGGGUUAUUACAUGGACUACCCUCGUAACCAUGGAGACCAGGGGGCGCAGACCCCUCCGACUACAGAUAACAUGACAGCUGGGGCUCACCCAGGAGAACUACAGAAUGGAGGUGAGAUUCACAGCAACAGCCAGGCCCCCGGUGCUCCAGGCCAGGAGGGAGGGGUGGCGGUGAAACCCAAAACGUCGACCUCCUCUCCAGACAGGGUGCACAGACUGACCUCCCCAUCUAGUGGCUACUCCAGCCAGUCCAACACCCCCACAGCUGGAACCCCAGUGCCCUCGUUUAUCAGGUCCAUGUCUCCCUCGGGCAGCCGGCCCAAGCCCAAAGUGCCGGAGAGGAAGUCGUCUCUCCUUUCCUCUGUAUCCAUAUCCUCCUCUUCCACCUCCCUCUCCUCCAACACUUCAGACUCACUGAAGAGCUCAGGCCCUCCUCCACCCCUGCCCCUCUCCUCCUCCUCGGCUCCCAACACCCCUCUAAGCCCACCUCCAUCCUUCCCUCCCGCUAUUCCACCAAGUUUGAGCACAGGUUCCCCCAGUCCUCCACCAGCUCCCCCAUUACCAACCACUCCACAGGGAACUUCUCUGAGCCCACUCCUUGCUUGCUCCACUUCCCCAGAGUUCCCUCCGCCUCCAUCCCCUGAAACGCUAAUCCACCCCAGUUCAUCCUUCAAUGGGAGCUUCAGUCCUCCCCCUCCGCCUCCCCCUCCUAUGCCCUCCUUUGGGCCCCCUCCACCUCCUCCACUGCCAGCAAUUGUUCCUCCAUCCUCCUCCCCAUCUCUCGUGAAGUCAGUGAAGGAUGCUCCCAAACCAGCUAAUUCCAACAGCCCCACAAAGUCACAGAAGCCCCUGAUCACCCCGUUUGCACUACAGAGUGUUCAGCUCCGUUCAGUCAAGCGGCCAGAAAAGGAGAUUAACAGCAAAUCAGACCACACCAAAGCUCAAGAAACGGGGGUGGACCUCCUUCAGGGUCUAAAGCCCCAGACCCAGGAGAAAUCUCAUUCCCAGGAGCAUCCCACUGUGUUACCCGUAUUUAACAGCUCCCCAGAAGAUGAUUUGCGUAAUUCCUCACCAUCACCUGUGUCAAAGCUCUUAGAAGAGUUGUCAUUAGACUGCAGUAUCACAGAUGAAACACCAGACAGUGCUGUCUUAAAUGGAAAAGCUGAGGAUCUGAGUUACUUUCUCUUAAAUGGAAAAGAAACAGAUGAAGGGCAGCAAUCCCUGCCAGGUCCCCCACAGAGCUCCCAAUGCUCCCCUGUCAAACAGAAGCCCCCGACAGUCUCCAAGAAACCCAAAUUCUCUUUUAUCUUACCAUUUAGCCCCCAACUAAUCAAUGAACAGGUUCCAGGUCAUCAAGAGGAUAUAACCAGCCUGUGCCAAACAGAAGACCAAGUAGAUGCUCUGCAAAGACAGACAAAGGAAGAGGAGAAAGAGAAGAAAAGUGAGCAACAGGAGGAGGGGGAGAUUUUUGAGAGCUCUAAGCCAUUAGCGGAGAGCAGUGAAGCAUCCACAGAAAUCCAGGACGAGUCCCAUAUCUCUGCUUCUGCUAGCCAGGAGACAAGUCUGGACUAUGACCUGUGUACCAAUGGAGAGGCCCAUGAAGAGGAAGACGAGGAGGGAGAUGGAACAAGCAGCACGACUGGAUCCAUCAGCUCAAAGGAGGACGACACAGGUGAGGUGUUCGACUCCAGUACGGCUGAAUCGUCUCCGGCCCCGUCUACCAACGGGGCCUCUGAGGAGAACAUGGUGACCCCGACCCCCACGCGGCCCAGAACCACUGAGGACCUCUUUGCCGCCAUUCACAGGUCGAAGCGCAAGGUCCUGGGUCGCAAGGAGUCUGAGGAGGACAAGUCUCGGGCUGGGAACCAACCACAGUCUCCACCCCUCACCCCCACAGGCAUGUCCCCAGGGACGGUGUCCUCUCUGCCCCGGCAGACGAGCUCCAUCCAGCGCAACCUCCGCAAGUCCUCCACCAGCAGCGACACCUUCAAGGCCCUUCUCCUCAAGAAGGGCAGCCGCUCUGAGACCAGCUUCAGGAUGUCUGCUGCUGAGAUGCUUCGCUCCACUGACCCUCGCUUUCAGCGAACACGCUCCGAUUCAGCGUUCGACCCCCCUGUUGUUUCGCCCUCCUCCCCAACGGCACCACACAGCCCCUGCGCCUCCCCCGGCCGCGGCAAACGGGCGACAGACGAGUGGAGCCGCUAUGAGGCCUUGGCUCUGUCCUCGCCGACGUCGUCGUCGUUUUCAAUGAGCGGGCUAAAGUACGGGCGCUCUCGCACACCACCCUCUGCUGCUAGCAGCAAGUACAACGCACGCAGCCGAAUCCUCAGCAGCCCAAUGACAGUUAUCUGCGAGCGUGAGGGGGAGUUGGCUGAGAGCGAGUACGGAGACACUGCAGAAAGUCUGUCUGGAACCGAAGUCCAGACGCUCCCUGUGCUCAAAGACUCCAAUGGCACUUUAUCUGAAGAGAGCAGAAGUUAAAGAGAAAGGACUGCCCCUUCGAUUCAGGGAGCUGAACUCAUUCAUCGUAACUAGGUAAGGGGCAGGAAGAGGAGCCAACAGAAGGCCCUCUAGAGACACCUUCCUGAGUCCCUCCCCCUCUGCACUGCCUAUGAGGGAGAGGACGUGUCGGGUUCUGAUGUGAGGUCAGAGGUCGCCCCAUCAUGGACCGGGCUGAACUUAGUCUGAAGUGGAGAACUGGUUGUGCUGCAGCUUUUCAAGACUCCCAUGAUUCUCAUUCUCUCCUUCGUUUGGUGACUCACCCUUUGUGUUAAAAGAAUAGUGUUUCUUUUAUGCCUGGUGUUUUGAGUUUGUUUGUUUUUUUUUUCCUUUCUUUUUUUGUCCUUAACAUGCAGGAACCGGUUAGUUUCUUCGGAGGACAACCGUUCAGAUGGCAAAACAAGGUGAAUCGAAGGAAUUGAAAAGUCACAAGUUGUUUGCUUAACUGUGCUGCUGUGGUGCUAUGUAGCUAGGCAGUUGGAAAGAGUAGAAUGUAAAGGCGUGAUAGAUGCUCGCCUUGUAAAUCUUCUCAGCUUCUGCUCCUCUCCUGUUGGCUCUGGAAAGUGUGCUAAGAGCGCCAUGGCCCUGGAAUGUUGGCUUCUAACAGCCCAUUGUGUUGUGGCAAGAACUUGAGGACGUGGUACAUCAGACAGCUCCACCGAACAACUCAUUAUGGCUAUUGCCAGGUUUUUUGCUCUCUGCUCUUGCGUUUCAGCGGUGCAGUUUGCAGAGCUGAGGUCCAUAGAAAGUAAGGAGGACUCAGUGCUGCCACCCAGUGAUGGGCAGGAAGCGGACAUGGGUUGGGGGAACAAAUGCUCGACCAAAAUCAGCAAAUUUACUCUACUCAGAAAACCUCUAUUAAUUAACUUUUAGUUUGUAGGUUAUGCACUGUGCAUAGGUCUUUUCUUUGUUCAUAUGUUUUAAAGAUUGUUUUAAUAAACAAGUGAUGUCAAGACUGUUUGGAAAUUUAGGACGAAUCUAUAAAUGUAAAGCCAGAAAUGACAUUAUACGAAAAGCUUAUUCUACUGUCCGGGUCUUUUAGUGAUGUUGGUUACCAAAGAGCUGAAAAGAAUGAAGUGUAGCUGGCCGUUAAUCUUGACGUGAACACAAUCUGAGAGUCUGAUCGCUUGUCUAACACCCCACGCAUAUGGUCCAACCAUUGUUAAGUUUGCUGAGACCUACUCGAUCCUUUUAGGGCUUAAAUGAUUUCUAUGACGCUGUUGACCUUUCUGCUAAAUUUAUCCCUUUGCAGUUUUAUAUGGCUCUGUAUGUAAAUACAUAGAGAAAGGAGUUUUAAGUAACAUUUUGACUUAUUUUCAAAAAAUUAGUGCAUUUUUUAAAGCCCUGUGUUUGCUGGAAGGGAGUGGUUUCCUUUUCGUAGAUUAUUUAUUUUCUCAUGGCGGGGUUGCAGUAUGGUAAACUGGUCAGAGCCCACAAGCAGGGUGAUGAGACACGGGGAAGAAGGGUUAGGGAGGGACAAGAGCCGCAUCUACUACGCUGAUCCCACCAGGGCAUUUCUUUCUUUUGAAAAGGUGCUUCAAAAAUGCAAUGAUGUCAAAUAUUUAUGCUUAAGUCUUCUAUCGCCCUCAAUCUUGAGUCAUGCAAAUCCCUCACUGGUGCUCACAGCUGAGUAAAUGUGGUCUCUUUUAAAACAUAAACUGAGGAGACAGGCGUGAGACUUCAUAACCCCCUAACGGCCAUAGCACCCUGUGGUUCAAUCACCUGUGACCAAAGUGUGUCUCCCCCGGCUCCCGCCUGGCCAUGAUUGAGCACUUGGGGCCCGGGCUUGUCUCAUGACAGGGAACAUCUCAAUCACAGAGAGCUUGUGAGAAGACAUGAGGACAGGAGAAGAAGCCGUUGUGAAGUAGUGGGAGUGGAGCUGAAGGCAGGCUGCUAACGCUCUUGUGUAUGUCUGUGUAAUAAAAAAAAAAAAAAAAA
This is a messenger RNA of Xiphias gladius (swordfish), 7067 nucleotides long. It is a transcript of the gene nhsl1b, whose product is annotated as NHS-like 1b. The transcript is spliced from 8 exons. Gene Ontology annotation, biological process: cell differentiation. The coding region runs from base 36 to 5111 and encodes 1691 amino acids. NCBI's taxonomy places the organism in Eukaryota, Metazoa, Chordata, Actinopteri, Istiophoriformes, Xiphiidae. The record is from RefSeq and is a predicted model, not a curated record.